ACGGUCAACUCCAUGACUUCGAGAUGAGCAGCGAGAUCUUACCUCUAGACAUUUACAGGUCGGAUGACCAUUGAACCGCUAACACCCUCAUAUCAAAACACUUCCUUCUCUGAAUAUAAGGUAACAUCUCUGCUGCUCAGUGCUAAUUACAAAGAUAAGCUUAUCAUCACACAGGACAGAAAGUGUUGUGGACGCCAAGGUUGUAAGUCGGCGAAGGACCUUAGGGAAAAUUUAUUGUAUUAUCUGCAAACAACUUUUAUUUUAAGGAUGGCAACAAAAUGGGGAAUUGUAAGUGCUGGUAAAAUCAGUCAUGACUUUGUUGUUGCUUUAAGCACACUCUCCCAGGAAGAACACAAAGUUGUGGCUGUGGCUGCCAGAGAUCUUGAAAGAGCCCAGGCCUUUGCAGACCUUCAUAAAAUUCCUUCUGUAUAUGGUUCAUAUGAAGAACUUGCAAAAGAUCCUAAUGUUGAUGUUGUAUACAUUGGAGCUGUCCAUCCGCAGCAUCUUCCUAUUGGAAAGAUGAUGUUGAAUAAUGGGAAGCCUAUACUCUGUGAAAAGCCAUUGACUAUGAAUUUGAAAGAAACAACUGAACUGAUUUCAUUAGCGAGGGAGAAAGGAUUGUUUUUGAUGGAAGCAAUUUGGUCUCGUUGUUUUCCUGCAUAUGACAUGCUGAGAAGGGAAAUGGAAGCAGGGAAUCUGGGUGAAAUUGUCCAGGUUAUUGUUAAUUUUGGCUUUCCAAUAGAAAGUGUGGACCGCAUGAGGUUGAAGGAGCUUGGUGGUGGAACUAUACUUGAUCUAGGAGUUUACUGCCUGCAGCUAGCUGUGCUCGUAUUUGGUCCUGUGAAUCCGACACACAUUGUUGCUUUGGGACAUUUAAAUGAGUUUGGAUGUGAUGAGAGCAUGGCAUGUGUUUUAAAGUAUGAAGGUGGUAAAACAGCUGUUCUGAGCACAAAUGCCCGUGUACUUCUUCCAAAUGAAGCAUAUAUAAUUGGGACUAAAGGAAGUAUAAAAAUACCAAACUUUUGGUGCCCUACAAGUUUGGCAACACCAGAGAAGACAUGUGAUUUCAUACUACCAACAGCAUCAAAGUCAUUUAAUUUUGUAAAUAGUGCAGGUCUACGCUAUGAAGCUAUGGAAGUUCGCCGUUGCUUGAGGGAAGGAUUGCUAGAAAGCCCCAAAAUAACCCAUGCUGAAAGUAAACUGAUUGCUGAAUUGGAAGACAAAUUGAGAAAAGAAAUUGGAGUUACAUAUGAACAAGAUGAGUAGUUGAUGCUUGGUAUUCAUUUGCACACUAUGUUAGCAAAAAGGUGUUAUUUUCAUAAUUACCUGCAUUUUCAGGGAAAACUGGGAGUAAAAUGUACAUAUGUGAGUCUGUGGAUGUUGUGAUAAUGCUUGACAGACUUUCUUGAAUUUUAUUUUUGUGCUUAGCAAUAUUCAUAAAAUAUUGUAGCACUCAGCUGUGUUUUACUCAACCGCCUGUCAGCAUCUUAAAUUCUCAUGGGUUUUAUGUGUAGUAUAUUGGUUAUGUUAUGACUGUAACAAGUAGAGUACUGAUGAGAGGACGUACAGCAUCAAGUCAAAAAUGAAAAAUACAAAUAUGAAAAUAGUAGUGACUAGUUUGCUGUAAAUUAUCUCAUAAGUAACAUUAAAUUCUAGUUUAGUGGAUCUCUAUGAAAAUUUCUAACUCUUUUUUUUUUUUUAAGUAUAUAAACCAAUACUUUUUUUGGGAGCUGCACAGUAAUAUAGAAUAAAAUAUUUUUCUUCCUUAGCUGCUUUUUUUCCAACAAAAUUAUACCGUCAUCAAUGAGUUAUUUUUAUAUAAAAUAAUAUUGUAUUUCACAGUAUAUAUAAGACUAUUGACACACAUUGAACAUACUUUGGAAGUGUUUGCAGCAUUACCUACUGCUUUUUAUCUUUCAAGAAGAUUGGUUUUGCUAAUUCCAUUAAAAGUGUCUGUGCAUAUAUACAGUGUGUCAUCAGUAACACAAAUGCAAGUCAGUUUUGUGAAGAAAAUAAUCUGCCUUAAUAGAAGAAUGAAUCCAAUAGAAAAAAAUUAAUUGCAAACAGUAAAGGAUAACUUCAUCUUAACCAAAUUAAAAAUUAAAUCCUUUGAGUAGAAACUGUUGAAGAAUGAUGUAAUGACAUUAUUUCUGAUUCAUUUUUUAGCAAAGUAGUAUUGCUAGACAGAAAUAUCUCAUAUUAUUUAUAUCUAUUAUACUGUUUGUGGGUAAAGAAGAAAAGACAUAUUUUUUGAUUAUGAAAAAUCCUCACAGCUUAGGCACUUACGGGGAAAUUGAAAAAAAUAUGAGACUUUUUCAAUGGGAAAACAGUAGCAAAAAUUACUUCAAAAUGUCAUUUGUAAGUGACUGACUCCUUUCAUGUAUUUACAAAAUUGCUUCAGAAACUCUGUAAGCUGACUUCUACAGGUGGUGUGAAAUAAAACAUCUGAUCACUAGUGUUACAGUCUAAUGUAGCAUACAUUGCAGACUGUCUGCUCAUUGAAAUUUACAGCAUACCGGAAAGUGUGGCAGAAUAUUAUUUUUAUACUAUUAAUUUGUGAUGUUAUGCAUUUAACUAAUAAAAAUCCCUAAUACGGUUCUAAAAAUUUCUGUUAUGUAAUUGCUGUUCUUUUUUGGUAUAUAACAAAGGAGAGAACAGUCAACAGUUUUGUAAGUUGCCAUAAAAGUAAAAGCACAUUGUUAAAUUGUUGUAGAUAGUAUUUCAGCUUGUUUACAAAAUUCAAAUGAAUGUAGCCGUCUUAUCUAGUAUGUGAUCAUAUUGAGGUGAACAGGUAGUUGCAGGUAUUAUGGAUUGUUGGUCGAGAGAGGAAUAAUACAGAAAUGUGAUUUAAUAUAUAUUUUAUAUUACUGAAGCAUAACAUUUUAUGUAAAAUUACCUGUGUCAUAUUUUUAGUGUACAUCAGUGUAGAUUACGUGUGUCCCCCCCUUCCCCCCAAUAUGUCCCAGAAAUAAAGGUGAAAUAAAAAGACAGUUUAAUUUUUUAUAUACAAGACCUUUGUUUGUCUAAAAGUUAUUUCGUCACUACAUAUGUGAAUGUCACUAUGAAUAUCACCUAAUAAAUUGUUGCUAAUAUUGCACCUUUUACCAGUGAAGUAACAAGUUAAUGUCAUUAGGUACAUUUUGUUGUUGAUUAUAGCCACAUUCAUCAAACUUCGCAAGUGGGCAAUUUUGACACCCUGUCCAAUGAUUUGUUGUUGAGCAUUUAUAGUUACCUGAUUUUAGAGGAAACCACUGGGAGCAAGUGAGCCAACACCCCCCGCCCCCUGCCUCACACCACUCACACCAUAGGUGGACUACGAUGGAGAGAGAACUCGUCAGCUGCGCAAUACGUUUAAAUAAACAAUCUGAGAGCACAGCCAUUUCAUAAAGUAGAGUCAUCAGCUGAUGUUAACAGUGGUGAUACUUAAAUUUGCUUUCAGGACUGCAGUAUGUUAACAGUCUUGCCAUAAAACUGAGACGAAUAAAGAUCCGACAUUCUAAGGCGCAUCUUCCUAAAUUGAUGUAUGUGCUUAAGGUUCCACUCAAAAUAAUUCAGUGUUUUGAAAUUUCUUAUUUAAAUCAGUGUACAGUUCUAACAUCAAGCUGUCUCCCUUAUGAGUGAAAAGAACCUGCUAGUGUUAACUUUCGUGUUUCUCUGUGACCUUGCACUCCCAGGCAGCUUCUUAUUGCAUAAUGCUGAAUGAACUAAUUUGAAUUACGCUGUUAUUCCCAUGCAGAGCCCAAUAGUAUUGCCUUUCAGCUGAUGGCAGCACUAAAACCUCGUUGUAUAACAUGGUUCUAGGGUUAGCAAUUCCACAGCAUUAUCACUUAUAGGUUGCAAGUACUCAUUAAUAGGUCAGACGCUUUCCUUAAUCAGCAAUAUUUACAUAGUUACCAUAGUAUAUCAGUAAUGUGUGUCUUAACAGUCAAAUUGAGCAUCUUUCAGUGACAUUCUAGUAGGAAUUCUGUGAACUAAUCCUUCCAGUAAUGGAUACCGUGAACAUUCCAGACAUACCACUCUUUACUUGAGGAUAAUGAUUUAGUUUUUGUCUAUAAUUUUGUUGUAUGUAAUAUUAAUUAUUAAUGUCAAUGUUCCGUACAUGUACCAGAAUAAGUGUAUCUCACAUUAAAAGGUUUUUUCUUCUAAUAAGAAAACAAUAGAGGCAAUUUCACUUAAAAUAUACUGUUUAGUGAGAGGAUGUUUUAACAACCCAUCAGUGGCACCACCUAGGAUAUGUAUAACUUUAAUUUCAUUUCAGGUAUUCUUACUUUUAUGCAGUUGUUAACCUACCUUAUUAAGUUUCACAAACUGAAGUCAUGUGAUACAGAAAGUGAAGAAUAUUAUGCUUGUUUUAUUUGCAUUAUAGCCAUUUUAUUUUUUGUGCAGAACGUCACUGUUAAAAAGUGUAGUAAAAUAAGUCAGUUCAAAUAUUGAUUAUUAACUUCAAGGAAAAUUCAGUCCAGUGGCAUAUCUACUUUGGAAAUAGUUACAAUUAUGUAUCCACUGCCUCACUGCAGUCUUUUGCAAGCUUUGCAGCUUUUUUGAGCUGAUGUGAAAUGUGUAGAUAUCCAGCCAUUCUCUUGCUAGACAAUUCUAGUAUUUGUAUUUAACACUGUGCUUUGCUUUUAUAAAUCUUCUUAACGAAUUCUGCCAUUAAACUCCUACAGUUUCCUGAUGAAUCUAUUUCUAGUACAACUUACAUAAUGAGAUAAUAGCAAAGGGAAACAUGGUAUAAAUAUUCCUGUGCCUUAAAAUUAAUCUGAACAUAGUUUAAAGGUUGUCAACAUUUGAGUAUUUUGCUUUCAGUUGUAAAUGAUGGACGUAGAUGCAUUUCUGUAGCCUUUAUAGUCAUGGUUUUUGAGAAUGUUAUUUUGGUGCUUUUUUUUAAAAAAAACUUUUUACUGAUGACAUGAAAGUAUAUCUGUUUGGGAUUAUUUCAGUUGUCACUUUUUGUAUCUUAGUGAAAAUUUAAAUCUGAUGUUCUUAUCUAGGAUGCUGCAAUUUUCCAUAUAAAGGAGGUAUUUUUAUAAGAUGUCCUCAUUUGGAUAAGAGUAUUUGAUUAGAAUUUUGUUGCUAGAUGUUUUGAUAAAAGAUGUUCAGAACAAAUUCUUAUGCACACCAGAACAGUAAUGACAUGUUCAUUACCUAUUUCUAUGACAAUAACAAACACAUUUAAAAUGAGAGAAAUUAGUUAUAUUUGUGAUUAGAAUAUUGAUUUUAAGUUUGAUCAGGUAAGGAGUAUGUGAGUAGCAGUAGAUUUCCAAUGUACAUACACAGGAUUGUAAUCUGUAAACAAAUUUCCAAGCAUAAUUUUGUAAUUCAUCACUGUUUAUGUGUCAUAUAUGUAUUGUAAACUAUUUCACAAUAAUAAUAUCAUUACUAUGAAGUGUCAUGGCAUUGAGAGCCAUAGAAGAUGGAUAGGUAGACCAUGUGUGGGAGAAUCUUUAUUUGGCAUUCAUUGUUUCUGGGUCCCUUUGUAGUGAUAUAUGAAUCACUGGCAAUUCAUAGGGGAUUAGUGUAAGUUAUAAGAUAUAACUUGUAUGUUGAGGACAUUUUGGGUAGUAGAUGUUUAAACUGUUAUUCAUUGUACAUUAUCAAAGACACUAUGAAAGUAGAUUGUAAAUGUUCCAGUAGGCUAGAUUUUGGACAAAUAAACCAAAGAUGUCAUUCAUUCACAAAACAAACUCUUUUGUUACUCUAAGAUUCUUUAGUAAUAAUGCACGACUUUUAUAUUUUUGUAUAUGUAAUCAUAAAUUACAAAAGCACAUUCACCAAUAUUGUGAAAAAAAACUUUUAUGUAAUCAAGUAAGAUAUAACCACUUUGGAAUGAUAUAAAACUUGGACAAUAACUGUAAGACAGAUGAAUAAAUAUAUGUUGUU
This is a messenger RNA of Schistocerca piceifrons (Central American locust), 5880 nucleotides long. Its product is annotated as trans-1,2-dihydrobenzene-1,2-diol dehydrogenase-like. Lineage: Eukaryota; Metazoa; Arthropoda; Insecta; Orthoptera; Acrididae. The record is from RefSeq and is a predicted model, not a curated record. Gene Ontology annotation, molecular function: nucleotide binding.